Sycon ciliatum is the source of this 1942-nucleotide messenger RNA. RefSeq names its product forkhead box protein P2-like. The coding region runs from base 1 to 1233 and encodes 410 amino acids. Gene Ontology annotation, molecular function: protein dimerization activity. Lineage: Eukaryota; Metazoa; Porifera; Calcarea; Leucosolenida; Sycettidae. The record is from RefSeq and is a predicted model, not a curated record. The transcript is spliced from 10 exons.
AUGGCAAUGAUGCAGCAACAACAGCAGCAGCCGCAACAACAGCAGCAGCAGCCGCAACAACAGCAGCAGCAACAACAGCAGCAGCAGGCGCAACAGCAGCAGCAGGCGCAACAACAGCAGCAGCAGGCGCGACUGCAGCAGCAGGUGCGACUGCAGCAGCAGGCGCGACUGCAGCAGCAGGCGCGACUGCAGCAGCAGGCGCGACUGCAGCAGCAGGCGCGACUGCAGCAGCAGGCGCGACUGCAGCAGCAGGCGCGACUGCAGCAGCAGGCGCGACUGCAGCAGCAGGUGCAACUGCAGCAGCAGGCGCAACUGCAGCAGCAGGCGCAACUACAGCAGCAGCAUCCAAAACAACAUCAGCAGCCACAACAUCAGAAGCUGCAGCACCCUCCCUUACCGCCACCAGGGAUUGGCAGCAAUCUAUACCGGUCACAAUAUGGUAACACUUCAAGGGCAUCCUACCCCAGUGGACCCAGUGGCGCGGAAGUAUACGCUGAUACGAGAUCGCCGUACCAUCGCCCUCGCCACACACCGGUGCAGCAAGGUCACACAUCAUACUCUGGAUCUUCGGUGAAGGCAAUGUCGGGACACCAGAGCAGAACCUUUGGUGAUGACAUGCUACCGGGAAUGGGUGCCACUGGCACUCUCUACUCCGGCGACACAGCACAGUCUUAUCCGGGCAGCACAGGAACGGCUCAGAUAGGAGCAGCUGAUCUAUCGGCAACAGCAGAUACAGGGCUGCCAUCGCAAGCAUCGAUGUUUGGUGACGACAUGCCAUCUGGAAUGGGUGCCACUGGCACUUCCUACUCCGGCAACACAGAGCAGUCUUAUCCGGGCGGCACAGGAAUGGCUCAGAUGGGAGCAGCUAAUCUAUCGGCGACAGCAGAUGCAGGCCUGCCAUCGCAAGCAUCGGCUUCCAGAAGUACGGGGUUCGGCGAUACUCCGCUGGACCUUAACGACAACAGCGCUACAGCAGAAAGUGGAGUAGCAUCACAGGGAACACUUACUUCUUUCGAGGAGAACAAACGGAACAGGCUGAAAUAUAAGAACGACCAAGAACGAAAACGUUUACAAGACAUCAAUCUGGCAUUCAAGGAGCUAGAUAGAAGUUUACCUAAGCACCUAACUGGCAAGAAAGUGAAAAAGGAGAAAACGAAGUCACAGCUCAAGAUACUUCGGGAAGCGACUCAGGCUAUUCAGGCUCUCGGAGACGAGCUUCGAAGUGAAAACUAAGACCCGAUGGCUGAGUGUUUGGAGCAGUGUAAGGAAGAGAAGGCCAAGAACCAGGGAAUUAGCUCUGCCUCAGGUGGGGUUGAUCAGGGAAUUAGCUCUGCCUCUCGCGGGGUUGAUCAGGGAAAUAGCUCUGCCUCUGGCGGUACUAAUCAUGUCGAGGACGACCACGACAAUGAAAGUUCCGGCGGUGCAAAGGGAGCGUGAAUAUAAAUAUUCAAAUAAAAAUGACAUUAAGGUAAAAUGUACGUGUGAUGACAGUGUGCCUUCUGCCGCAUCGUGAGUCGGUGGUCUCACCGACAGGCUGCUGUGCCUCAGACUGAGUAAGAAUAACUGGGCUGCUGGCUGCAGAUGUGCGGGCAUGAUGUGAAUGUCGAUGCUAUGAACAAGAUGAGCUCGUUGAGCUGUUGACUAUCUUGCCUCAGUCUAUAUGUGUUUUGUCCAGUAUUUUGUCUCAUGUUUUGUCCUGUGUUUUGUCCCAUGUUUGUGUUUUGUCCAGUGUUUUGUCCCAUGUUUUGUCCUGUGUUUUGUCCCAUGUUUAGUCCAGUGUUUGGUGCAGUGCGUGUGUGCUCCAGCAAUGCUUGUUCUCCAAGCUGGUAUAUUUCUAUUGCUGCUGCUGCUAUCAAUAUUAUGUGUCAUGUCAAUAAAAACAAAAAUAUAUAAUUAUAAAAAUGGACUCGGAUGGACCUUCCCCUCCUUAUGUUGCUUGUAG